AUGCCGCAGAGCGGGAGGACGUCACUCUCCACUCAAGCGCAGAGGACCUUAAGCCAGCUGAGACACCAAGCCCCUGUAGUGGAGAGAGCGCCAAGCCAGCUGAGAAGCCCUGCCCCUGCAUCUGAGCCUGUCUGUCAGGAUACAACAGAUUUGUUGAGAAGACUUGAUGGCAUACAAUUGGACGAAGAGGCAAUCCUUGUGACCUGUGAUGUUGAAUGCCUAUAUACAUCGAUUAGACAUUGUGAUGGAUUGGAGGCAACCAGAGCAUUCCUUGAGAUGACUGAUUUGGAUGCGGAAUUGGGUCAAUUUCUACGACUGAAACGAAUCUGCUCAUCACCUGCUUUCUUUGAGGAACAAGCUGCUGAUUUGAAAAAUCGCUUCAAGGAAAGAGGACAUAGCAGAAAGGACAUUCAGAGGGGAUAUCAGAGAGCAAAGGAAACACUGAGAACUAACCUAUUGGCUCACACAACCAAGAAGAUUGCUGAUGAUCAGAUCGAUCCAGUGUUAUCAAAAUACCUACCUAAAAAAACAGCGAUUACCUAUCGUCGCUCCAAAAACCUGAGAGACAUUCUAGUCCAUAGCCAUCAUAAGGAAAGAAAGGGAACUAAGAAGACGCAUCCGGGAACACGUCCUAGGCAUUAAGGCUGCAAAAAAUGAAGAUGACAUCAACCAACUUAAGACCAUUCCAAGACAUUUCAAGGAGCAGCAUUCAUGCGACAGCAGUCUCCUAAAGUGUGUUUUUCAGAACCUGGAAGAAGCAACAGCUGGAUUUGGACUUGAUGGCACUUUCUGUAACAUAUAUUUUCAUACAAAUGGCCUUUUACAUAUAUUUUAUAUACAAAAAAAUUGUUAUACUUCACUUUUUACACAUUUUUUAUAUUAUUUUUUACAUUUUUACAUAUUUAUCUUCACAAUAUAGCAAUUUUAUAUAUCAUGCACUUUAUCACAGUGCACUUUAUUAGCAGUCACUUAGUUAGCACUUUAUUACAGUGCACCUUAUCUCUGUUUUUGUCUAAGCAACUAUGCUCUAGGACAUUAUUUCUGUGUACCAUUUCUUAUAUUUUGCCAUCAGGCUGCUUUGUCUGGUGUUCACAUACACACCCUAUUGUUCAUAUAUAUUUAUGCAUUACACUAGGGGUCUUAUAUGGCUAUCCAUUGUUGAUUCACUGCAAGCAUUUUUUGUAUGCAUUAUAACUUAUAUUAAAUUCUUUUUGCAUGCUUCACGUGUGUUCACCAUUUUAUUUUAUCUCAUUUUUUUGUUUUUUCUGCACGAGCACUUCACUCUCUUCUAUUUUGCCCAUUGUGGCAUUUAUUCCUAAGCGACAUAUAAAUUCCUAUAUGGUACAGGUCGUGUCUAUACAUUAUAAUGUUAGUGAGAUUGCUCCAAUCUUGAAUCAGUGCGCCUGCUCAGACCUGGGCCCGCGUCACAGCGGACCUAGUUCGGUCUGCGCAUGCGCCAUACAUCCACCUUACCAUCGGCUUCAUGGACU
Hyla sarda is the source of this 1490-nucleotide messenger RNA. RefSeq lists its product as uncharacterized. The record is from RefSeq and is a predicted model, not a curated record. The coding region runs from base 1 to 642 and encodes 213 amino acids. Lineage: Eukaryota; Metazoa; Chordata; Amphibia; Anura; Hylidae. The transcript has 6 exons.